AUGGCAGAGAGGCUGAGAAACGACGACGGUCUGGUGCCAUUGCGAAUUUUGGGAGAAGCAGAUGAGAUAAGCUACAGGGAGGGAGGGGAAAAUGCGACGCGGGACUCGCCGACCGUGAGGCGAACCAAGCCUCCCAGCUUCAGCCAAGUUAUUGAUCCAUUGGACGCCGACGACUGGCUAAGGACUAUUCAGAGGAAAUUGGAGAUUGCUCACACUGAAGAUGGAGACAAGGUUCCCUUCGCAACGCAUUAUCUUGAAGGAGCUGCCGCAAUAUGGUGGGAUAAUGCUAAGGCAAUAUGGCCCGCGGACGAGGAAAUUACUUGGACAAAAUUCAAGGACCAUUUCUGCAAGUAUCAUAUUCCCACCGGAAUUAUGAAAAUCAAGCAGCGCGAAUUCCUCUCCCUCACUCAAGGCAGCAUGACAGUCAACGAGUAUCUGAAUAAAUUCAACCACUUGGCCCGCUAUUCUCUCCAUGAUGUGGCGACAGAAGAACGGAAGAUCGACAGGUUUCUUGGAGGACUGAAUCAGCAUCUCAGGUGCACUCCCAGCAUGUUUGAUUUUCCGGACUUCCUGACUCUGGUGAACAAGGCCCUCAUCGCAGAAAGGGAACACAAACUCCUCCACGACAACAAGCCAGCUGUUAACGACCACAAGCGCAAAUUCGAGCCUAAGAAGGAUAUUCAACCAAUGCAGAAGGCUCGUACUUGGCAACAGACUCAAGUUGAGUACAAACCCAACUGGCAGCAGAAUGUCAACAAGACUACCACCCAAGUCAAGAAUGUCAUGACCAGCCCGGUGCGCGAAGAUUGUCAAUGCAACAAUUCAUGUUUCAGCUGUGGUCAAACCGGACACUAUGCCAGACAGUGUCCCAAGAACAACAAAAAAGCAGCUCCAUUCCAUCCACAAGUCAACUACAUGGAGUUGUAUUCCGCCCCAGAUGUGAUCCAGGGGCAAAUUCAUCAUAUCUUCGCAGACGAAGCCCAAGAGGACCCGGAAGUCGUCACUGGUAUGUUUCUUGUUAAUGACAUACCCCCGUAA
Molecule: messenger RNA, 1038 nt
Organism: Aegilops tauschii subsp. strangulata
Lineage: Eukaryota; Viridiplantae; Streptophyta; Magnoliopsida; Poales; Poaceae
Molecular function (GO): zinc ion binding; nucleic acid binding
Source: RefSeq, a predicted model, not a curated record